Messenger RNA from Zeugodacus cucurbitae (melon fly), 1577 nucleotides. Its product is annotated as sorbitol dehydrogenase-like. The record is from RefSeq and is a predicted model, not a curated record. Bases 179 to 1483 code for a protein of 434 amino acids. Gene Ontology annotation, biological process: D-sorbitol catabolic process. Gene Ontology annotation, molecular function: zinc ion binding; L-iditol 2-dehydrogenase (NAD+) activity. NCBI's taxonomy places the organism in Eukaryota, Metazoa, Arthropoda, Insecta, Diptera, Tephritidae. The transcript is spliced from 5 exons.
AAUAUAUGUAUAAAAAACUUAAUUUAAAUUUUUUCGUUAAAAGAUUUUCAAACAUUUUCGCAAAGAUUACUCAAAAAUAGUAAAAGGUCCGAGAUGGAUUAAAUUUUAAAUUUAAACAACUAAAUUUGGAUAAUAAAUUUUAUAAAUUAAUUAUAAAUGUGCAUUAAUACUUUCGAAAAUGUUUCUGGGCCACAAUCAGACGUUAGCUUCGCUCAAAUGUAUUGCACCCACGUUUGCCCUCCUAGCUCCAAAAAUUAUUGGAGACGUCGUAAAGUGUUUCAGUUCGAAAUGCGAUGGCGGCUCUAGUAAGAAUAAAAAGUCAAAGAAAAAUGGCAAAGAUAAAAAGUCAAAGAAAGGUGGAAACGAUAAAGGAUGCGCUGAUGGUAAAGGUAAAUCGAAAGGUGAAAAGGAUAACUUAACAGCUGUAUUAUAUGGCAUUGAGGAUUUGCGACUGGAACAACGCCCCAUUCCAAAAAUUGCUGAUAAUGAGGUGCUUUUAAAGAUGGACUGCGUUGGAAUCUGUGGUUCCGAUGUGCAUUAUUUAGUUCAUGGACGCAUUGGCGAUUUUGUGCUCACCAAACCAAUGGUAAUCGGACAUGAAGCUUCAGGUGUCGUAGCUAAAGUAGGCAAGAAUGUAAAACAUCUCGUUGAGGGCGAUCGUGUAGCUACUGAGCCGGGUGUACCUUGCCGUUUAUGCAAAUAUUGCAAAGCUGGUCAAUAUAAUCUGUGUCCCGGUAUGAUAUUCUGUGCCACACCACCUUAUGAUGGUAAUCUCACACGCUACUUCAAGCAUGCUGCCGAUUUCUGCUACAAACUACCCGAUCAUAUGACCAUGGAGGAGGGUGCACUGUUGGAACCACUUUCGGUUGGUGUGCACGCUUGUCGUCGUGCUGGUGUAAGGCUUGGUUCCAGGGUACUUGUAUUGGGUGCCGGUCCAAUAGGUUUGGUAACAGUUCCAGUGGCUAAAGCUAUGGGUGCAGUACAAGUUAUGAUCACAGAUUUGGUGCAGCAACGCUUGGAUGUUGCAAAAAAAUUGGGUGCCACACAUACAUUAUGUAUUAAUAAAGACGAUUGCGCCGAAGACUUGGCAAAAAAGGUGCAUGAAAUAAUGGGUGAUGAACCAGACAAAUCGAUCGAUUGUUGCGGUGUAGAGUCCACAACGCGUCUAAGUGUUUUCGCUACUCGUUCAGGCGGUUGCGUUGUUAUUGUAGGCAUGGCUGGUGCUGAGUCGAAAAUACCCUUGAUCAAUGCAUUGGUGCGUGAAGUAGAUAUGCGAGGGGUCUUCCGCUAUUGCAAUGACUAUCCCGCAGCGCUGCAAUUAGUUGCCUCUUGUAAGAUGAAUAUGGAAUGUUUGAUUACCCACCACUUCGACAUAACAGAAACAGCUAAGGCAUUUGAAACCGCACGUCGUGAAGACAGUGGUGCCAUCAAAGUCAUGAUUCACGUGCAACCCAGAGACACAAAUAAUAAUAAGUCUAAGUGAAUACCAAUGCUGUAAUACUUAUGAGGCAAAUGAGUUAAUUAUUUUUGUAAAUAAAUAUUUUCAAAAUAAGAAUAAUAAAUGAAAAUCAAAUUUA